AUGAACGGGCACUUUGCUGCCGUCGGCGAAGAGCCGGACGCUCAGAACUAUGAGCAUGGCAUUCAAGUCAUUGACGACCAGAAGGACUUCAACGUCAAUGUCAGCAAAUACUUACAAAAAGUCCACGUCGCCGAGGCGGGGUUCAACUACCACCUCAUCUCCGUUUUCGGUUCCCAGUCCACCGGCAAGUCGACGCUGCUGAACAACCUGUUCGGAACCGACUUCUCCGUCAUGUCCGAGACUAUGCGACAGCAAACUACCAAGGGUAUUUGGAUGUCCAAGAACAAAAAGGAGGCCGGCAUGGCGCAAAACAUUCUCGUCAUGGAUGUUGAGGGAACCGACGGCCGCGAGCGCGGCGAGGACCAGGACUUUGAGAGGAAGAGCGCCUUGUUCGCCUUGGCUACGAGUGAGGUACUGAUUGUCAACCUGUGGGAGACGCAGGUCGGCUUGUACAACGGCGCCAACAUGGGCCUCCUGAAGACUGUCUUCGAGGUGAACCUGCAGCUCUUCCUGAAGGACAAGCAAUCAAGCCUUAGGUCCCUGCUCUUCUUCGUCAUCCGAGACCAUCUUGGCACCACGCCCCUCGCGAACCUGCGCAACACCCUUGUUCAGGAUCUGACUAAGAUUUGGACCUCUAUUUCAAAGCCGCAGGGUCUCGAGAACUCCCGCAUUGAGGACUACUUCGACUUCGCAUUCGCCGCGCUUCCCCAUAAGAUUCUACAAGCCGAUAAGUUCGCGACCGAGAUCCAAAACCUGGGGAAGAGGUUCACUGCGGGGCACCGCUCGGGUGGAGCCACCAGUCAGGAGUUCGAGGGCGGUGUGUUCCUGCCCGAGUACCACCGUCGCAUUCCCGCCGACGGAUUCUCGAUCUACGCCGAGGGCAUUUGGGACCAGAUUGUCAACAACAAGGACCUGGAUCUGCCAACACAACAGGAACUGCUUGCUCAGUUCCGUUGUGACGAGAUUUCGCGUGAGGUUCUCAUUGGAUUUGAUACCGCUAUUGUUCCCUUGGAAGAUAAACAGGCCGACGCUGCCAGGGCUGGCAAGCCUGCCGUCUUAUCGGAGCUCGGUGUUACUGGACGUGAAUCCCGUGAAAAGUGCCUGAAGGCGUUUGAGAUCCAGGCUAGCAGAUACCAUAAGGGCGUCUACACGCGCAAGCGCCAGGAUUUGGAGGGCAAGAUCGACGCCAGGCUUAAGAAUCUUUACAACGCCCAGCUGUCUGCCGCACACAAGUCCGGCAUUGCGUCCUUCAGUGAUGCUGUUUCAGGAGCCGUCAAGGCUGGCCAAAAGUCCGGUGCCGCUUACGAAUUUGCCGAGAUCGUUGCCGCGGAGAAGAAGAAAACUCUCGAGUCUUUCAAGACUGAGGCUGAGAGCCUCGCCAUUCCAGGUGUUGCAUGGUCCAACUUCAAGUCGCAGUACGGAUUGUUUGAGAAGGAGCUCGACGAUGUGAGCGGUAAGCUGCGUAAGGAAGAGAUGCGUCGGUUGGCCACGAGAGUGGAGCGAUGGGUCAAGUCUCGAUUGGGCGAUGCGAUUGGGCUCGAAUUCAACAAGUUGGGCUCUGGCAGAGCCGGUUCUGGCGCACCUGAGACGGGUGAUAAGCCGUCAGAGAAGGACCUCUGGGACCGUAUCUGGAAUGUGUUUGUCGACAUCGUCAAGGAUGCGCAGAGCAGGUUCACCGAUCGUGCCAAGAGCUUUGAAGCUACUCAGGAGGAGGUUGAGAUCGGCCUCUGGCGCCUUAGACGCAAGAGCUGGGUAGCUCUGCGAGAGAAGAUCGAAGAGGAGGUUAUGGAGGGUAACAUUCUGUUGAAGCUGAGGGAAAACUUCGAGGACAAGUUCAGAUACGACGAGGCGGGUGUUCCUAGGAUAUGGCGACCCACCGACGACAUCGAGGGUAUAUACACAAAGGCGCGAGAGUCGACGCUGACUCUCAUCCCUCUGUUGUCGAAGUUCAAACUGUCAGAGACCUUUGGCCCUCCCGACCUGCCUUCUUGGAUCGGCAACCAACCGCGGGGUGUUGAGGCGAGCGAUGAGGAGGACCUUACGCCGAUCGGCGGUGUGGAUGAGGAGGACGGUAAGAGUCUUGAGGAGGAGAUGACGGUUCUAAGCGAGAGCAAGCGUCAGGAUCUUGUGAUCCGGUUCAAGAAGACGGCCGACGGUGUGUACGUGGAGGCCAAGCGCAGUGCCAUUGGUGGUGUUGCGCAAGUACCUCUUUACUUUUAUGCCCUGCUCGUCGCCCUGGGAUGGAACGAAAUUGUUGCUGUCCUGCGCAACCCCUUUCUCUUUAUUUUCCUCAUUUUGUUGGCGGGAGGCACCUAUGUCGCCUACACGUUGAACAUGCUCGGUCCCAUGUACCAAAUGGCCAAUGCGGCGGCUAACCAGGGAGUCGAGAUUGGCAAGCAGAAGCUGCGCGAGUUUAUCGAGAACUCGGACACAGCGCGCCAGGCCCUGGCCAUGCCUGCUCGCGAUAGUGAUUCUGUUAGCAUGGACACGUUGGACAGUCGGGGCAAGAAGAAGAACGCGGAAGAUGAUAUUGAUGACAUCUAG
This is a messenger RNA of Colletotrichum truncatum, 2544 nucleotides long. Its product is annotated as protein sey1. Gene Ontology annotation, biological process: endoplasmic reticulum membrane fusion. Gene Ontology annotation, cellular component: endoplasmic reticulum. Gene Ontology annotation, molecular function: GTP binding; GTPase activity. NCBI's taxonomy places the organism in Eukaryota, Fungi, Ascomycota, Sordariomycetes, Glomerellales, Glomerellaceae. The record is from RefSeq and is a predicted model, not a curated record.